This is a messenger RNA of Conger conger (European conger), 3761 nucleotides long. RefSeq names its product zinc finger DHHC-type palmitoyltransferase 7 (gene zdhhc7). Bases 237 to 1154 code for a protein of 305 amino acids. Lineage: Eukaryota; Metazoa; Chordata; Actinopteri; Anguilliformes; Congridae. Gene Ontology annotation, cellular component: endoplasmic reticulum; Golgi apparatus. Gene Ontology annotation, molecular function: protein-cysteine S-palmitoyltransferase activity. The transcript has 8 exons. Gene Ontology annotation, biological process: peptidyl-L-cysteine S-palmitoylation; protein targeting to membrane. The record is from RefSeq and is a predicted model, not a curated record.
AACCCCGGAAGUGUUUUUUCACGUAUUGUGUGUCGUGCGAGUCGGGUCUAUAAUGGGGGGAUAUUACAAUGAGGCAAAUAAAACCUUAUUAAUGGUUUUGUAAGAAGUGGUAAUUAAACGGCGACUAGGACCAGAAAUAUACGGUGCCCGGCUCUGGAUGCUGUGGUGUCGCCUCCCUGACGCAGGCCCGAGGAGCAGGCGUGAUGUCACUGUGAGGCAAGGAAUCUGAGGGUAGAAUGCAAUCUUCAGGCCACCGGUUGCGGGAUGUGGAGCAGCACCACCCCCUCCUGGGGGCGGAGGAGGAUCUGGAGGGCGGGGGCCCGGGCGAGGGGGAGCGGGUGUGGUUCAUCCAGGACGGCUGUGGCAUGGUGUGUGCCUUCAUGACCUGGUUCCUGGUGCUCUACGCUGACUUUGUGGUGACCUUCGUCAUGCUGCUGCCCUCCAAGAGCUUCUGGUACGCCCUGGUCAACGGCGUGGCCUUCAACUGCCUGGCCCUGCUGGCACUCACCGCACACCUGCGCACCAUGCUCACCGACCCGGGGGCGGUACCUAAGGGCAACGCCACUAAGGAGUACAUGGACAGCCUGCAGCUCAAGCCGGGCGAGGUCAUCUACAAGUGCCCCAAGUGCUGCAGCAUCAAGCCCGAGAGAGCCCACCACUGCAGUAUUUGUAAGAGAUGCAUCCGGAAGAUGGAUCACCACUGUCCCUGGGUCAACAACUGUGUGGGAGAGAACAACCAGAGGUUCUUUGUGCUCUUCACUAUGUAUAUAGCCCUGAUCUCCACCCAUGCCCUGGUCCUGAGUGGGUUCCAGUUUUUCACCUGUGUCAAAGUUCAGUGGAGCGAGUGCAGUGACUUCUCCCCGCCGGUCGCUGUGAUGCUCAUGAUCUUCCUCUGUCUGGAGGGCCUCCUCUUCCUCACCUUCACUGCCGUCAUGUUCGGCACCCAGAUCCACUCCAUCUGCAACGACGAAACGGAGAUCGAGCGGCUGAAGAACGAGAAGCCCACCUGGGAGCGUCGCGUGCGGUGGGAGGGGAUGAAGACCGUGUUCGGGGGCCAGCCCUCCCUCCUCUGGAUCAACCCCUUCGCCGGGCUCCGUCUGCGGCGCCUGCUGAUGACCCGGCCGCGCCGGGGCGGGCCCGAGUUCUCCGUCUGAGGACGCCCCGCCCCUCUCCUCCGGACACGCCUGUGCUAUCUCACUCCUGCGACAGGCGUCUGGGGGUGAGGGGAGGGGGGGCGGCGUUGCCAAGGGGACCGUCAGCUGGCACCGCCCACAUCGAACCACAGGGAGACGUCACCCUGCAUGUAUUGCAGUCCCUCCUCCAGAUGUACACAUUAAUCUAUAUAAAUGUAUAAAUAUAUAUAUAUAUAGCCACACAUAUUAAUACACAGAUUAUCAUGUACUGGACACCUUUUUGUGUUUUUGCCUUUUAAGUGAACCUGCAGUAUGAAAUUAAAGGAACAGGAGACGCCACACAUCGGACUCUCAGAGCUGAUGGGGCGAUGGCCGUUGGCUUGUGGUAUUACACACUACAUCCAGCCUUUCUGUCACAUCAGGGUGGGACACAUGACGUCACGCGUGAGAAGAGGAACGACGAACGUUUGUGCACUGGAGAGCUACCCGCCCUCCUCAGUGCCCCCUUUAGGGACUCUCCAACUGAAGAUCUAGCGAGUUUUGGUGUUGAUGCUGCGCCUGUCCUCUCCACAACCCCCUCCCCCUCCGUUCUGGACCGGGCAGGGCAGCCUGAGUCACAGGGAACCUUCUGGAAGAAGAGCCAGAUUAACCACUAUGACAGUAUACCCCCACCCCAGAGGAAACGGCUCAUUAUGUUUGUUUUUUUUAGGUUUUAAACUUUUUCAAAAAUGUUUUUCGUUGUUGUUGUUUUUUUUUUUCUGGUUUUUGUUCUGCAUUUCAUGUCAACCACAGCAAUUCAGUUUUUAGAAAAAGCAACUGCUGGAGAAUAAUUUUAGAUGACCGCCCACGAUGACAGACUGUUUUUGGGGGGGGGGAAAUGAAAUCUUGGUAUUUUUAAUCAUUGUAGUAUUUCUCUCCAUCCUUCUGGUACAUGCAUUUUCCACCUUAAAAGGAGACGAUGUACGUGAGAUAUCUCUGCUGUUUGGGGGGAGGGACAGAGGAGGAGGGUACAUUCUGGGUUGCCUAUGAUGUUUUCCCACGGUGGACCGCGCUAGCGCUGUGUGCGGUGGGGAGACUGAGGUGCCAGGCUACCGUAGGCUCAGACAGGACCAGACAGGACCGGGUUCAGCAGUGAGGGACACACACUGCCCAACGUGACUUGGGUUCUCCAUCCAGCCGGUCGUACGCAGGGCUUACUGAUGAGAUCACUUGAAACUUGUUUUAUCAUGCAAAUGUUGGGUCCACGUUUCUCAGCGCUGGGGCUAUGUAGAAAGGGGAAACCGUGCCCCGAAUCCUUAAACAGGGGAGGCCACACGGGGUCGGCCCCAAACACAAACGCCGGAGAAACGCGACACAAAAGGGCCCUCCCUGCCCUCCGAUGCUGGAGGAGGUCUGACACAGUGGCUGCUUUGUGCCGUUUAGGAAAAGCUCUGCAGAAAUCUCACACGAAAAAGAUCUUUCUUUGCCCCUCAGGCAAACUGAGCCAAGCUGGAUGUGCACAUUUACAGAGUAUUUACCACGUUUUUUAAAAGCUUCCACGUGAACAGCUGUCUUUGACAGGUACUGCAGCUGUCUUCUGCGUCCCCGAAAGGCAGGGAAAUGUGUCUGACUGCGAAUACGUGGUUCCACAGGAAUACAUGUCGUCACAGUCUCCUGUUUCUCCUGACUCGAGUCUCCAGCAGUGAGUGAAUUCAUUGCCUGCACCGGUAUCAUAGUCAUUUGAUAAAGGCCAAAUAACUGAACCUGUUAGUCCCUGAAAGUGUGUGUGUGCAUGCAUUUUAUUAAAGAGACGUCAGCCGUCAAUGCCAAACUCGUAGUCAGUCUGUAAGUGAAUAGAUGCCUAAAUCACUUUAAUGAUAUGAUGCAAUCAGUUUUAUUAAUAGUAUAGCCUCUGAACAAAUCUUCAUGUCUUAUCUUGAACGCAGUAAUUAUGACAAUAAUGGAACUUUUUUGGGGUGGGACGGGCGGGGGGGUUAUUUGGUGAAAUUAAAUUCUUUGUAGACUUUUUAGAAGGCGGACAGGGUCGAUCCCUACUGGAAUGUAUCAGAGUGAACUGGCCUUUAAUUUAAAUACUGUCAUGAGAAUGUAUGGCAUGUUAUAAAACGUUGUCAGCGGCAGUUAAUAAUGCAGGGAACUCAUCAUGGUUUAUUCAAUCAUCUCAUGAACACAAAUCCUUGUAUGUUUUCCAAUGAACAAAGCAGGAAGAGUGCCCAUAUUCUGAAUAUUCUGACAUUUCUUUCAUUCUACUUGUAAAGGCUGUAUAAUUUAUUGUGUCGGAGGGUCCUGGUUUGUGGUUGGUACUGUAAAGAGGCACAUAGGAUCUAUUGUGGAACUACACUUGUCCUGCGGGCCAAAGACAGGUGCUCAUUGAAGGUUUCUCCUGUAAAGCCCCAACAUAUCUUUGACAAACAGGACUUGUAUUAAUCAUCACAGCGGUAUGGAUUCGCCUGAAAAUAGCAUAAUCAAUAUGUCCAGCUUUGUAACUGGAAAGCAUACAUGGGUUACUUCCGUUAUCGACAGUAUAUCAUUUACUGGAUCCUGUUUUUUUUUUAAAGAAAUAUCUGUGUUAUAAAUGGUCUUUCUAAUGUGUAGUUCUUUUGCAUAAUAAAGUUGUACGGUUUGAAAGAA